Messenger RNA from Ostrea edulis (European flat oyster), 1953 nucleotides. Its product is annotated as mitochondrial enolase superfamily member 1-like. NCBI's taxonomy places the organism in Eukaryota, Metazoa, Mollusca, Bivalvia, Ostreida, Ostreidae. Bases 69 to 1406 code for a protein of 445 amino acids. Gene Ontology annotation, biological process: amino acid catabolic process; carbohydrate catabolic process. Gene Ontology annotation, molecular function: L-fuconate dehydratase activity; magnesium ion binding. The transcript has 16 exons. The record is from RefSeq and is a predicted model, not a curated record.
AUACACAACUCUUAUGAGUGUAGAUACCCGCCCCCCUUGAAUGAAAGAGAACGGUCCAAAGCCAAAAUAUGUCACGUCCAACAAAAAUCACGUCUAUGACAGUGAAAGAUAUUCGAUUUCCAACCUCACUACAAAAAGAUGGAUCAGAUGCGAUGCACAAAGCCCCAGAUUAUUCAUGUCCAUAUGUCACCAUAAAGACAGACUCCACCCUUGAGGGGAAUGGCACCACAUUUACUGUCGGGCGAGGAAACCACAUAGUUUGCUGCGCUGUGGAGGUGUUUGAGAAGAUGUUAGUGGGUCAGCAGCUGAAGGACAUCUUUGAUGACUUUGGAAGUUUCUGGCAGUCCCUAGUCAGCGAGGAUCAAAUAAGAUGGCUUGGUCCAGAAAAAGGAGUGAUUCACUUAGCAACUGCAGCCAUUGUAAAUGCAUUGUGGGAUUUGUGGGCCAAAAUUGAAAACAAGCCUCUUUGGAAAUUGCUUGUGGAUAUGGAACCUGAGAAGCUUGUGUCUACCAUUGAUUUUAGAUACAUGUCUGAUACGUUGACUAAAGAGGAAGCAUUAGAAAUAUUAAAGAGUAAGCAAGAUGGAAAGAAAGCAAGAGAGGAGGAGCUCCUGGCUAACGGUUUCCCUGCUUACACCACUUCCUGUGGAUGGCUGGGAUACUCUGACGAGAAAAUUAAAAAGCUCGCAACAGAGGCAAUGGCUGCUGGAUGGACAAGAUUUAAAAUGAAAGUAGGAGGAGAUGUAAAGGAUGAUGUCAGACGAGCCAAAAUAUUUAGAGAGACCAUUAAAGAGGAUAUGCUGCUGAUGGUUGAUGCAAACCAAAGGUGGGAGGUCCAGGAGGCCAUUGAUUGGAUGAAGCAAAUGGCAGACUACAAGAUUCUGUGGAUAGAGGAGCCCACCAACCCUGAUGAUGUCAUGGGGCAUGCUGCCAUAGCAGAGGCUCUUUUGCCACUGGGUAUAGGAGUAGCCACGGGAGAGAUGUGUCAGAACAGGGUUAUGUUUAAACAGUUCCUUAAAGCCAAGGCAAUGCAGUACUGUCAGAUUGAUGCUUGUCGAUUAGGUGGAGUCAAUGAGGUCCUUGCUGUUAUUCUGUUGGCUGCUAAAUACAAAGUUCCUGUGUGUCCACAUGCAGGGGGUGUGGCACUGUGUGAACUUGUCCAGCACCUCGCCAUGUUUGACUUUGUGUCGGUUUCUGGGACCAUGGAAAACAGAAUGAUCGAGUUUGCUGAUCACCUUCAUGAGCACAUGUUGGCACCAGUUGUCAUCAAAGGAGGAAGAUACAUUGCACCAAAGGCCGCUGGGUAUGUGGUGGGAAUUAAGGACCAGGCCCUGGCUGACUUUGUCUACCCUGAGGGAGCAGAGUGGCAGAGGAUGUUCAAGGAAGGCUUGUUCCAACAGGAGUAAAAUCACUCAACUGUACAAUCAGCACAUAAACACAAACCGGAUCAGAUGUGGUGCUCAUUUUCAUGCUUAAACAGAAGACAUAUUGAUAAAGAAUAUUAUUUUUAGUAGUUUAUAUCACUUUAGGGUCAUCAAACUGUAUAUUGUGGUCCAAAAGUAUACCAUGAUGACCUAUUUGUGGAAUGUGAAUUUCCUGACAGGUGCAUCAUAUGUUGUAGUACAUGUGAUUCACAGUAUGUUACUCAAGCAGUAUUAUCUUGUGGGUAGCAGAAUUUUGCCUGUUGGUAAAUACACUGUAUUUUACAUACUGGGGUUAUAUACACUGCAUUUUACAUUUUUUACUUUAAAAUAUAUUGAAAAUAUAAUGUAUGCAUUAUUAGCACUGACAUCUUUAAAUGCAUUUCAAUUCAGGAAUACUUGUGACUACAUGUAUAUAAGAAUGAUUUAAUUGCGUAACAGAAGACACAUAUUUUCAUUAAUGCAUUUAUUGUUUUGUUGGGAUAUUAAGUGUAUAUUCUAGGUGGACUGUGAUAAAUUUGAUUUCAAUUUU